UAACCUGCACACACAUCUGUCAGAUGGGCUCGGACUGCACUACACGUGUACUGAAAAACACUGGGAAACAGCAUUAAUGGACAACGGGAAUGUGAAAGAUAAUGGCCCCGGUCAUGCCGCCCCUCCUCUGAGGCUGCUAAUCCUGGGUCAGAAGCGGACAGGAAGGAGUUCAGUGGGCAACACGCUCCUGGGUGAGGAUGCGUUCGACACAUGGGGCGGAGCGGCCAGCGCCGCGGCACACGGAGAGUCAGAAGGCCGACAGCUGAUGGUCGUGGAUGCCUGCGGAUGGGGCACAAGCGAGCUCGUCCCUAAACAGGAGAAACUGGAGCUAUUUAACGCCCUCUCGCUGUGUGAGCCGGGACCCCACGUCCUGCUCCUGGUCAUUCCCUUACUGCACUUCAGCCACUCCGAGAAAGCAGUCAUACAGAAACGCAUGGAGAUCCUCACAGAGGGCGUGUGGCGCCACACCAUGGUCGUGUUCACGCUGGGCGACCGUCUGCGUAACUGCAGCAUGCAGGACUACAUCCAGACGUCCGGGAAGGAUCUCCAGUGGCUGAUGGAGAGGUGCAGAUACAGGUACCACGUUCUUAACAACAAGACGCCGCAGGACAGACGGCAGGUCUCAGGUCUGCUGGACCGCGCGGAGGACAUACUGAUGGAGAACGGGGGAUGGCACUUCUCCCUACACAUGUACUGCCGGCUGGAGGAGGAAUGGAGCCGGAGGGAGAGGGAAAUGAAAGAGAGGAUGCUGGAGAUGCAAGAUAGAGUGGGGAAAAACGGUCGAGGACUGGCUGGAGUUUCAAAUCACAGUCGACAAGGUGGUCUGAACGUGAACGAUAAUCUACUGAAACUGGUUUAUCACGGCUAACUGCUGCCAAACACAGUUACACGACAUUACUGCUGUUUCGCAAUGAACUCUAUGUAUGCUUUAUGAAUAUAUACAGUGCUUAACAAAUUUAUUAGACUUUAUUAGACUCUAGUGGAUUCAAAGAUAGAUCACACAAAAGUUUAAUCAAAAUUGCGAAUUGCGAGAUAUAGUCACAAUUCUGACUUUUUUUCUUGCAACUGCAAGUUUUUAAUCACACAAUUCUGACUUAUUUACUUAUUGUGAGAUAUAAACUUACAAUUCUGAG
Molecule: messenger RNA, 1133 nt
Organism: Megalobrama amblycephala (Wuchang bream)
Lineage: Eukaryota; Metazoa; Chordata; Actinopteri; Cypriniformes; Xenocyprididae
Exons: 2
Coding region: 77-868 (263 amino acids)
Molecular function (GO): GTP binding
Source: RefSeq, a predicted model, not a curated record